Ilyonectria robusta is the source of this 765-nucleotide messenger RNA. RefSeq lists its product as uncharacterized. The record is from RefSeq and is a predicted model, not a curated record. The transcript has a single exon. NCBI's taxonomy places the organism in Eukaryota, Fungi, Ascomycota, Sordariomycetes, Hypocreales, Nectriaceae. The coding region runs from base 1 to 765 and encodes 254 amino acids.
AUGGCGUCGUUAAACCCAACCUCCUUUCCGUCCUUCCCUAUCUCGGGGAUACGUUUUCCCAACUCACACAUCAUAUCUGCCGCGCUUGACUAUGCCAAGCGGCACACCACCUCAAUCACGGUGAAUCACUGCCUCCGCAGUACCGCAUUCGCGCUACUCCUACGCAAGAAGCUGCCGCAGUUCGCUGAGAUAGCCGACGAGGUCGACACCGAGAUGGUUGUCCUCAGUGGUAUCCUGCAUGACAUGGGCUGGGCCACAACCAAGUCCCUCGUUUCCAAGGAUAAGCGAUUUGAGGUCGACGGGGCUAAUAUCGCCCGCGACUUCAUAAUCGCCCACUCUCAGACAGAAGAGGGCUGGGACAAGGGCGGCCGACGAUUGCAAAUGGUCUGGGACGCCAUCGCGCUGCAUGGGGUAGCGUCAAUCGCGCCGUACAAGGAGCCCGAAGUUGCUCUUGUGCACUUUGGCAUCAUGGCCGAUUUCCUUGGGCCGAAUUUCCCCGGCGGCGCCGUCUCCGUAGAAGAGUACAAGGAGGUUGUCGCGGCGUUUCCACGUGUCGGGUUCACCGAUGCACUGGUUCAGACCAUGUGUGGAUUAUGCAGGGACAAGCCGGAGACCACCUUCGACAACGAUGUCAAGGAGUUUGGACUUGCUUUUGGGUUCGAUGGCAAGGGUACGGGGAAAGAAGACUUCCGUAGGAAGUUGGAGGGGAUUCAUCUCGCAGAGAGGUUCGCGGGUGCGCUGGCUGCAUGCGACGAGAUUCAGUAG